This is a messenger RNA of Choloepus didactylus (southern two-toed sloth), 1720 nucleotides long. RefSeq names its product transcription factor AP-2 alpha (gene TFAP2A). The record is from RefSeq and is a predicted model, not a curated record. The coding region runs from base 234 to 1682 and encodes 482 amino acids. Gene Ontology annotation, biological process: anatomical structure development; regulation of cell population proliferation; regulation of transcription by RNA polymerase II. Gene Ontology annotation, molecular function: DNA-binding transcription factor activity, RNA polymerase II-specific; RNA polymerase II transcription regulatory region sequence-specific DNA binding. The transcript is spliced from 7 exons. Gene Ontology annotation, cellular component: nucleus. NCBI's taxonomy places the organism in Eukaryota, Metazoa, Chordata, Mammalia, Pilosa, Megalonychidae.
CCGAGCCAGCGGCGCCCGGGCUGGGCCGCCUGGCGUCUCUGCGCGCCCCAGGCCGCGGCCCCGGCUCCAGCUCCUCGAGCCCGGGCCGGGCAGAUCUUGAGCGCGGGCGUCCGAGGCGCUGAGCGCGCGUCCAGGGGUCCGAGGGAAGCUCCAGCAGGCGGCCGAAGCGAGGGACGUCGCGGGGCCCAGGGACUGUGGAGCCGGCGGGCGGGUCUCGGGCGGGGCGCGGAGCCAUGGAGGAACCGCGCGGCCGCGGGCCGCGGAGUCCCGAGUCCCAGCACGGGCUGCGGAGCGCAGGAGCCCGCGGCCGGAGAGGGCCGGGCAGCACCCCUCGCGCCGGGAACCCGAGGAGCGCCUGGACCCGGUCCUCGGCAGCUCCUGCUGGCGACGCACGGCUCCCGCGGCAUCCCGAGGACCGUCACGACGGCACCAGCAAUGGGACGGCGCGGUUGCCCCAGCUGGGCACUGUAGGUCAAUCUCCCUACACGAGCGCCCCGCCGCUGUCCCACACCCCCAAUGCCGACUUCCAGCCCCCCUACUUCCCCCCGCCCUACCAGCCCAUCUACCCUCAGUCGCAAGAUCCUUACUCCCACGUCAACGACCCCUACAGCCUGAACCCCCUGCACGCUCAGCCGCAGCCGCAGCACCCGGGCUGGCCCGGCCAGAGGCAGAGCCAGGAGUCCGGGCUCCUGCACACGCACCGGGGGCUGCCCCACCAGCUGUCGGGCCUGGAUCCUCGCAGGGACUUUCGGCGGCACGAGGACCUCCUGCACGGCCCUCACGGGCUGGCUUCUGGACUGGGAGACAUCUCGCUCCACUCCUUACCUCACGCCAUCGAGGAUGUCCCGCAUGUAGAAGACCCGGGUAUUAACAUCCCAGAUCAAACUGUAAUUAAGAAAGGCCCUGUGUCCCUGUCCAAGUCCAACAGCAACGCCGUCUCCGCCAUCCCUAUUAACAAGGACAACCUCUUUGGCGGCGUGGUGAACCCCAACGAAGUCUUCUGUUCAGUUCCGGGUCGUCUCUCGCUGCUCAGCUCCACCUCGAAGUACAAGGUCACGGUGGCGGAAGUACAGCGGCGCCUCUCCCCGCCGGAGUGUCUCAACGCGUCGCUGCUGGGCGGAGUGCUCCGGAGGGCGAAGUCUAAAAAUGGAGGAAGAUCUUUAAGAGAAAAACUGGACAAAAUAGGAUUAAACUUGCCGGCAGGGAGACGUAAAGCUGCCAACGUCACCCUGCUCACAUCAUUAGUGGAGGGAGAAGCAGUUCACCUCGCCAGGGACUUUGGGUAUGUGUGUGAAACCGAAUUUCCUGCCAAAGCAGUAGCUGAAUUUCUCAACCGACAACAUUCCGAUCCCAAUGAGCAAGUGACAAGAAAAAACAUGCUCCUGGCUACAAAACAGAUAUGCAAAGAGUUCACCGAUCUGCUGGCUCAGGACCGAUCUCCCCUGGGGAACUCGCGGCCCAACCCCAUCCUGGAGCCCGGCAUCCAGAGCUGCCUGACCCACUUCAACCUCAUCUCCCACGGCUUCGGCAGCCCGGCCGUGUGCGCCGCGGUCACGGCUCUGCAGAACUAUCUCACCGAGGCCCUCAAGGCCAUGGACAAAAUGUACCUCAGCAACAACCCCAACAGCCACACGGACAACAGCGCCAAAAGCGGUGACAAAGAGGAGAAGCACAGAAAGUGAGGCUCUCCUGCCGGCCCCGCCCGCCCACACGCGCCCAC